Messenger RNA from Siniperca chuatsi (mandarin fish), 3992 nucleotides. RefSeq names its product LON peptidase N-terminal domain and ring finger 1, like (gene lonrf1). Gene Ontology annotation, molecular function: protein binding. The record is from RefSeq and is a predicted model, not a curated record. The transcript is spliced from 12 exons. Bases 172 to 2397 code for a protein of 741 amino acids. Lineage: Eukaryota; Metazoa; Chordata; Actinopteri; Centrarchiformes; Sinipercidae.
CUCUUGCUUGCUGUUCACGUGACGGUGUUUUUUAUGUAACAAACGGGUGUCUAUGAGAAAGUCGGUUCACUAUUACUGUUAAGUACCCCGACAUCUAUAGUAAUGUAUGGACACGAUAACAGAAGAAACUCUAAAUCUACAUAACAUUUUCUUUCCUUUUUUGACGCUACAAUGUCGCUCCAACCGCAAGUGGAGGACGCGAAGGAGGAGAGAAGCGCCUUCUUCAUCAGCGCUGACUCGGACAACAUCUCGGAGGAUCACCAUCAACUUAUACUACAGAAAGCCAACGCUCUAGCAUCCGAAAACUGCCUCAAAGAAGCGAUUGACUGGUUUUCAGUGGCUAUGCAGUAUGGCCCUGUGCGACCUGAACAGUUAAGCACUUUCGUGGACUGUAUCCUCCGCAACUUCAAGAUGAAAGCGGCUGGGCCAGACGAACUUUCGGGCCGGAGUCGGGACGCAGGGGACAGCUCGGUGGACGAUGUGUUUGACUGUCCCAACUGUCAUAGUUUUUUAGGUGAACCUGUGACCAUAGCCUGUGGACAUUCGUAUUGUAAGAGGUGUUUACAACGACGGCUGCUCUCCAAAUGUAAACUGUGCAGUGAACCCGUAAUGGGUGAGGAGAAAGCGAAUGUAAUCCUGUGCGGACUUUUAGAUAAAUGGUUCCCCGGCGAGCUGAAAACGUCGAAAACACUAUGUGAAGUGGACGAGUUGUGUAGAAGAAAACGCUACCAAGAAGCUGUGUCGCUAGCAACCGAUGUUAUUCAGUGUGAUCCAGGGGCAACAGCGGUGGCACGACUGUCUCGAGCGGAGGCGUACAUGGCUCUCAAACAGUACCGUCUGGCUUUGGAGGACACAGAAUUUUGUCCUGGGUCCAGCUGUUCUGCUGAAGCUGUGUUUAGGAAAGCUAUGGUGCUGCAUGAGAUGGGCCAAGUGGACGAGUCUCUCCAAGUCUUCCUCCACUGCCUGGCAGUGGAUGAAGACUUCCCCUGUGCUAAAAGACAAGUGGAAAAGAUCCUGUGUGACCUGCUCUCCCCAGCCGAUGAGAACGUCAAGGUCGGCCUGCGGGAAACAACACAGAACACGUCACCUCACUUGCGCGGUAAAACCCUCGUGGCCAAUGCCCAAGCUCAGCCACAGAGCCCAGUCCAAAGACAACACCAGCACCAGGUCCGCGCCGCGUCGGUACACCACCAUCUGGACAACCAGGAGAAACGCUUGGAAAGCCUGGAGCGGCCUGGUCUGAGCCGAGCUCAUUCACUACGGAUGCAUGGCUCUAGUUACGGUGAGGAGGGGCUGAAGAGAGUUUGCUCUGCUCCUCAGCUGGGGGACCAGGACAAGGGGAGCCUCCUGAAGAGGAAGUUGUCAGUGUCAGACACAGAACCCUGUGUUGUGGACAGUGGAAGUAGCAAGCAUAAAAAACAAGGUGUGACGAAAGGCUCCAAACAGGCUGCCAAAGCUAAAACCUGCAGAAGUGUUCCUGUGGACCUGCUGGACCCCAAUGACUUGGAGUGCUCUCUCUGCAUGAGGUUGUUCUAUGAGCCUGUGACUACACCAUGUGGCCACACCUUCUGUAAAAACUGUCUGGAACGCUGCUUGGACCAUACACCCCAGUGUCCCCUCUGUAAAGAGAGCCUGAAAGAGUAUCUAGCAUGUAGGAAGUAUAUGGUGACAACUGUCUUGGACAUGCUGAUCAAACAGUACUUGAGUCAGGAGUAUGCAGAGAGGACUAAAACUCACCUAGAGGAGACCAGAGAGCUUUCAAAUCUGACAAAGAAUGUGCCUAUCUUUGUGUGUACCAUGGCUUACCCCACCGUGCCUUGCCCCCUACAUGUCUUCGAGCCACGUUACCGCCUCAUGAUUCGCCGCUGCAUGGACACGGGCACGCGGCAGUUUGGGAUGUGUAUUAGUGAUCCCCAGAAAGGGUUUGUAGAUUAUGGCUGCAUGCUGACCAUCAGGAGUGUCCAUUUCCUCCCUGACGGACGAUCAGUAGUGGACACCAUCGGAGGAAAGCGCUUCCGGGUCUUGUCCCGUGGAAUGAAGGAUGGUUACAGUACUGCUGACAUUGAGCACUUGGAGGAUACCAGGGUGGAGGACAGUGAUGAGCUAGAGAGACUACAAGAGCUGCAUGAUGCUGUGUAUGAACAGGCCCGCGUCUGGUUCCAGAACCUCAAGAUCCGCUUCCACAACCAGAUCCUGCAGCACUUUGGACCAAUGCCAGAACGAGAAGCUGACAUCCAGGCAACUCCUAAUGGUCCAGCUUGCUGCUGGUGGCUCCUGGCUGUUCUGCCUAUCGACCCACGGUACCAGCUCUCUGUCCUCUCCAUGACCAGCCUCAAAGAACGCCUGGUGAAGAUCCAGCACAUCCUCACAUAUCUGCAGAGCAUCCCCAACAACUAGAGCUUCCUCUUCUAGUCUCCACAAACAUCCUUUGGACUUUGAAAUAACAUUCAAGCAACCCUGAAUCAACAUCUCGCCAACUUUUGUUUCUGUUGCCAUCCGAUCCUUCAACUUUUAUUUUCACAGCUACAAGACCCCUCAUUUUGAAACAACCUUAAACUUUGGAUCACUGAAACCAGAGAUGUGGCCAAACCAUCUCAGGGAUACUUCCAGUGACACACAUUAUUUGUUUGUGUCUUUCAAAAAUUAUUUAAAAAAUAAGACAAAUACUAUUCUCAUCUGCUCCUGUUCUUAAUGCAGUUCAUUUUCAUAAGAACUUCCCUGAAUGAUCUUGUUGAAAUGAGAAGAGCAGUUACUAUUCCACUUUUUGUUGAUGCUGUUGAAGAGAACGACAGAGUAGUAUAUCUAAAAAUCACAUUUGAGUGUACCUUUUUUAAGGGUAGUAUUUAUGGAGCUGAGGUGAAGCGAGUAUUAUAGUUUGUGUUGUAUCAUCUCUGGAAGGAAGUUUUGUCUUCUGGCUUUAAGGUUUAUGUUAAUAUUGAGGAGGGGUGUGGUGAUUCUGUGGAACAAAAUCCUAAAUGCUGAAAGUCCAAAAAGUGAUAGCAAGAUGUGGUUUAGAGGAACCACUGAGAAGAGUAUUUGUGCAAAACCAAGUGCAACUAAAGGCUGGUGUACCAAACACUGAUGAAAGUAUUAAUCGAUCUCUUCCAAGCAUCGUUUUCUUCUUACUCACUUCUCCCACAUGCUUACCAUGCACGUCGCUGCCUCUAAGUCAUGGCAAAGGACCUUCCUGUUGAAAGAAUGAGACGAUUCUUCCCAUCAUUUCCCACUUAUCCAAGUUGUCAGAGAUCGGCCAUUUUAUCACUCUUAACAUCAGGUCUGAGGAACACUCAUGGCCCUGAAAUCUCAUCAUGAUUCUAUGCUUUUUAAACACUUUUCUUCCUCUAACCUUGGGUGGUAUGCACUAUCUUCCAAAAUUUUUGUUUGUCACGGACUCCUGCUGGAGUGUUGUAAGAUUCAGUGGUUCUGUUCUUGUUUACUUGUCUCUCCUCUAAACCAAAAGAUUCAGCUACCCAUUGUAUUAACUUAAACUGAAUUAAUUUAUAAGUAAAAAUAUAUUUGUACAUUCUGACCGUGUGUUUGUAUGAGAAAUUCAAAAGGGGUAUUGCAAUAUUAUGACAAAUCAAAACAAGACAAAAACAGCAUGUAUACAGUUAAUGGGUUGGCAUUAUUCUUCAUUCAAAGCUCCUCUGUCUGCUUGGAGGAGAGAGGACAGUACAUGCAGUGCUUAAGUCGGGACUGCAUUUGCCUUAUACCAUUUUGCGUUGUGAUUUGAAAAACAUGAUGCGUUGGCUUGGUUACCAUUCCUUUUUGCCAUAGUAUGAAGUAUGUUUUAAUUGUUUUUUCCCCCUCAGUUAGUUUUAGGCACCAUUUGUUCACAAUGUGUAUAAAAAAACCUUUAAAAAAAACAAUUCAAGUCAAGGCUGUUAUAUGUAAAUCAUCUGUAAAAAGGCUUUUUGGACAGAUCUUGCUUUUUGCUCAGAUGUUUUAAGUUAUCGAUUUUAAUAAUAAAUGCAUGUCUUUUUUCACCUUCA